Messenger RNA from Punctularia strigosozonata HHB-11173 SS5, 1921 nucleotides. RefSeq lists its product as uncharacterized. Gene Ontology annotation, cellular component: actin cortical patch. The coding region runs from base 39 to 1868 and encodes 609 amino acids. The record is from RefSeq and is a predicted model, not a curated record. Gene Ontology annotation, biological process: actin filament organization; actin cortical patch localization; endocytosis. Lineage: Eukaryota; Fungi; Basidiomycota; Agaricomycetes; Corticiales; Punctulariaceae. The transcript is spliced from 10 exons. Gene Ontology annotation, molecular function: phosphatidylinositol binding; ubiquitin binding.
GCGAGCGUGAAAGGGAGGAGAGAGAGAAACGGAAAGAGAUGGAACGGCAGGAACGAGAGAGGUCGGCACAUCAGGAAGAUCACCCGGCCGACCUCACAAGGAUGAUCGGCUGGCUUACGGCGACCGCCUCGGAGGACUGGUCUUUGGUGCUCGAGGUUUGCGAACGUGCCUCCAGCACACCGGACAAUGCGAGGGAAGCUAUAAGAGCGUUGCGGAAGGAGUUCAAGUAUGCUGAACCUCCAGCGCAACUAUCUGCUGCCAGACUUCUUGCAAUCAUGCUUCGCAAUUCAUCUCCAACGUUCUUGGCUCAUUGCUCGUCUCGGAAAUUCCUUGAUACCUUGGAAGAUGUUUUGACAUCUCCCCGCACAAAUCCAGUCGUGCGUGAGCGCUUGAUGGACGUUCUCGCAGGAGCGGCGUGGAUGUGUUCCCAAGAACUUGACAAUCAAGUCAAGGAACAUCCCGUCGGUUUCUGGAGCGAGAAGGAUGACUUCCGAAGUCUCUGGCGCAGAGUCCGACCUGCAGAUAAACCUGAACAGGGCAUACCUUUUGACACUGAUGAUGCGAUGUUCAAUCCACCCACUCCUCGCCGCCCGUCGUCAUUCGUGCAACCUCCAUCACACCCGCCUCACGAUUACACCCUAGAACCAUAUCAACCGAAUGCAGACCGACCAUCCGUAAACAACCAAACCAAGCCAGUUCAAGGUCACAAGCCCCGCAACAGAAUUAUACCUCCUGACGAGGAUAUCCGACGUUUGUUCCAAGAAUGCAAGGUUGGAAGAGGUAAUGCCGCUCUCCUAUCUGAAGCGUUGGCAUUCGCCAAGCCGGAAGACCUGAAAGAGAAGGACGUCAUCAAGGAGUUUCACCAUAAGUGCACCGCUUCUCAAGAGUUCAUCUUUGCGCAAAUCCCGUGGGCCACGGCCACAGCGGAGCGCUCGCGUAGCAAUCGAGGGCAAGUAGCCGACGGUUACGAGCGUCAAUCCACAGCCGACGGACAGCAGACGUCGAUUACCAGGGAAGAAGAACUCCUUGCAGAGCUUCUCUUCGUUAACGAAGAACUUUUGGCUGUGCUGAGGGUUUAUGAUGAUCUCGUCCGGCUAGGUCAAGAAAGGGAUGCUGAGGAACGGAGCCGAUACGACUUCCGUAUGGAUCGCGCGCAAUUACACCGCGAGCAGCAAGUUAACGGUUACGGUCUCGCUCCACCAUCAAGCACCGGUGCGGGCUCUUCUCGUAGCCCUUCCCCUUCCCUCAGCUCUUCACCAGCAUUCUCGUCGACCAUUCCCCCUGUCAUACCCUCUCAUGCGCACCCCUUGCCUCCCAUACCUGUCGCAAAUGCGAACACGAACAGGGCUCCGGCGCAAGUACACGGCAAUACGUCACCCUCCAUGCCUUUCACCUACCCUCAUACACUGGCACCACCACACGGUCCGCGUCACGGUCCCCGCUCCCCAAUGCAUCGUCCUGCGCGCUCGCGAAGUCCCUCGCUGGAACGCCCGUCGGUGGACUCCCAUACGCACUCCAGGACGAGCUCCUCCUUGAGCGGCCCUCCGAAUGGGCUGGGAAGGUUGGACGUUCAAGGACAGUCGGUCUACGAUGGAGAUUCCAGCUCUAGCGAGGAAGUUUAUACGCCAAUGAAACCAAGCGAAAAGGCGCUAGGCAAACGCCGCCUGGAAGAUCCGCCGACUCCCGAACGUGCCCAGGACGAGUUCUUUCCAGGGGAUCCAGAUGACGCAUCGCAAUUCGAGCACUAUCAGGAGGAAGCUCGACCUUCGUGGAGCACCCCAAUUCAUUACGUUUAUGAUGCUGCUGCCGAGCGGACAGAGCAACGCAUCAGACAAGGACAAGCUGCUCUGGUGACGGGCGUGCGCUAGGCAUACACAUACAUAGUACAUUAGUUGCUUCAUGUCAACUUCGGCGUAAUAUU